Molecule: messenger RNA, 672 nt
Organism: Heterobasidion irregulare TC 32-1
Lineage: Eukaryota; Fungi; Basidiomycota; Agaricomycetes; Russulales; Bondarzewiaceae
Product: ABC transporter
Exons: 5
Coding region: 1-672 (223 amino acids)
Molecular function (GO): ATP binding; ATP hydrolysis activity
Source: RefSeq, a predicted model, not a curated record
AUGACACCGCUGCUCUCAGUGAGAAAUGUUUCCUGUUCACGACCUGAGGGGGACCAAAUUUUCUCCAAUGUGAACUUCAAUGUCAACGAGGGAGACAUCGCUGUUUUACGAGCUCGCAGCGGCAUUGGCAAAACAACAUUGCUGAAAUGCAUAGCCCAUCUGAACUUGUACCACGGGACUCCCAAGGCGUACGGCGUCCCUACAUACCGUACGCACGUUCAAUACGUGCCCCAGCGACCGUCACUCCUACCUGGCACUCCUCGCGAAUUGUUCCAUACUCUGUCCACCUUCCAGUCGCGUCACGCGACGGGGACUGCCAACCUAAACAAGUCGUUAGAUGUUGCGCGCUCAUGGGGAAUCGACGAAGAGUUGUGGGAUCGCGCAUGGAAUACGCUCAGUGGCGGAGAGGCGCAGAGGAUUGCCCUCGCGAUCAGCUUUGGGAUGAAUGGCACGAUCCUGUUGCUUGACGAGCCAACUUCCGCCCUUGACACAGAUGCUUCUCUCAAAGUCGAGAAGGCUCUCAUCGAGGCUGUCAGAUCCCCUGAGUCUCCGCUCCAAGCUCUCGUGUGGAUCACGCACUCGGAGGAGCAGGCAACAAGAGUCGGCACACGUUUUCUCCGCCUGUCACCUACGGGUAUCCGCGAGGAAACGUCGAUACCAAAUGACGCCUAG